Messenger RNA from Octodon degus (degu), 2475 nucleotides. RefSeq names its product protein kinase, membrane associated tyrosine/threonine 1 (gene Pkmyt1). The transcript has 8 exons. The record is from RefSeq and is a predicted model, not a curated record. Lineage: Eukaryota; Metazoa; Chordata; Mammalia; Rodentia; Octodontidae. Gene Ontology annotation, biological process: protein phosphorylation. Bases 193 to 1665 code for a protein of 490 amino acids. Gene Ontology annotation, molecular function: ATP binding; protein kinase activity.
GCGCGUUCUCGGGCCGUUCCCUCUCCGAGAGAGCCCUUAACCUGAGCAUCCGGAGUUGUCGACCGCGGGACAAUCUUGUCCCGCGGCUUCCCGCCUGACUGGCCCACGGCCUCCCGCCGCCUCCGCCGACCCGGAAUCUGACACCUCACUACCGCACCUCGCCCCGCCAACCCAGGGCUUCCUGCACUGGCCAUGCCUGUGCCCACCGAGGGCACCCCACCACCCCUGAGUGGCACCCCUGUCCCAGUCCCAGCCUACUUCCGCCAUGCAGAGCCUGGCUUCUCUCUCAAGAGGCCCAGGGGGCUUAGCCGAAGCCUCCCCCCACGGGCCCCUGCCAAGGGCAGCAUCCCUGUCAGCCGUCUCUUCCCUCCUCGGACCUUGGGCUGGCACCAGCCCCAGCCUCGGAGAGUGUCAUUCCGGGAUGAGGCCUCAGAGCUUCUGCAGAGCCCUGGGUAUGACCCACACAGGCCAGAGUCCUUCUUCCAGCAGAGCUUCCAGAGGCUUAGCCGCCUGGGCCACGGCUCCUUUGGAGAGGUCUUCAAGGUGCGCUCCAAGGAAGAUGGCCGGCUCUAUGCAGUCAAGCGUUUCAUGUCACCAUUUAGGGGCCCCAAGGACCGGGCCCGCAAACUGGCUGAGGUAUGCGGCCAUGAGAAGGUGGGGCAGCACCCACACUGUGUGCGACUGGAGCAGGCCUGGGAGGAGGGCGGUAUCCUGUACUUGCAGACAGAGCUGUGCGGGCCCAGCCUUCAGCAACACUGUGAGGCCUGGGGCACCAGCCUGCCAGAGACCCAAGUCUGGGGCUACCUGCGGGACACCCUACUGGCUUUGGCCCACCUGCACGGGCAAGGCCUGGUCCAUCUUGAUGUCAAACCAGCCAACAUCUUCUUGGGACCCCGUGGCCACUGCAAGCUGGGUGACUUUGGGCUGCUGGUGGAGCUGGGUACAGCUGGAGCCAGUGAGGCCCAGGAGGGAGAUCCCCGCUACAUGGCUCCUGAGCUACUGCAGGGCUCCUAUGGGACAGCAGCAGACAUAUUCAGUCUGGGUCUCACCAUCCUUGAAGUAGCCUGCAACAUGGAGCUACCCCAUGGUGGGGAGGGCUGGCAGCAGCUGCGCCAAGGCUACCUGCCCCCUGAGUUCACUGCUGGUCUUUCUGCUGAGCUGCGUUCUGUCCUUGUCAUGAUGCUGGAGCCUGACCCCCAACUGCGGGCCACAGCUGAGGCCCUGCUGGCCCUGCCCAUGCUAAGGCAGCCACGGCCUUGGAGUGUCCUGUGGUACAUGACUGUCGAGGCCCUGAGUCGAGGCUGGGCCCUGUGGCAGGCCCUGCUCACCCUGCUGUGCUGGCUCUGGCAUGGCCUGGCUCACCCUACUAGCUGGCUGCAGCCCCCAGGACCACCAGUUACCCCACCUGGCUCACCACCCUACAGCCCACUUCUGGACAGCAGCCACUCUAGCAGCUGGGAUGAUGACAGUAUAGGGCCCUCACUCUCCCCAGAGGCUGUGCUGGGCCCAGCUACCAGGAGCACCUCCACACCUCAGGGCAGGUACACACUGAGGGACACCCUAGACCUGAGUGACAUGGAGUCAGAGCCUCCUAGAGGUUCCUGCCCCUCUUUUGAACCUCGGAACCUCCUCAGCCUGUUUGAGGACUCACUAGACCCAGUCUGAACCACAGGCCCAACUUUGGCGCUUUUAACCUUGGAACCCCUUUCCUGUCCCUCCCUUGGGAAGGUGGGACCUCUCUGGGAACUCCUAUGUCUAAUAAAAAGUAUUUGAAUCUUGGGAGUACCCAAGCUUGCUCAAGUAGCAACACAAUACUUCCUGUCCUUUUAUUAAUGUUGCCUAGGGUCUUGGGCCUCUGGGAGGAUGCAGCCCUGAGGCUAACCCCUGCUGCAGAGCCCAGUUACCCUGGCCUCAGGCCAGAGGGCCAGAGCCAUGCACUGUGGAACAGAGAUUUCCUGAGUGGGCAUAUCUCUACGGGGCAAGUUGAACCAUCAAUCCAUGGCCCUUAAGUGAGGCCUGGAUCUGGAAUCACUCCACAUCUGUGCCUGUUGUCUGGGAAAAACAGCCACUGCCCUCCUGACUCUUGGGCACUUGGUUCAAGAAGGGCCAGUGCCUACUUGGUCCUAGGAAAAGGGGAUGGUUCUACUGCUCCAGACCCUUACUAUAGUUUCUUAGCAGGGGAGAGCUUCUGGCUCCUGGGGGAGUAUGCAGGGGACAUAGAAGUCAGGAAGCAGGAGCAGAGGGGCUGGUGUCUCAUGGGAGGGGCAGGGUGGGAUGAUGGCUUAGACUAGCAGGUGGGGCAUAAUGGCAUAAGUUGGCAGGACUCCAACUGUCAGUGAGCUAUGACCCUAGAGUUCCUCUCUGCCCAACCCUUACAGGUCACAAAGAUAAAGAAGUGUACAUGGGAUGUCCUUCCAGCUGACACAAUAAGGGAGUAAAGAUGGCAGGGAAGGGAAGUUGGAGUUCCAGGCCUGG